AUGAGUCUGAAUCAUUGGAUGCAAUGUUUCGCGUUUGAUGUCAUCGGAGAGAUAACUCGAUUUGGUUUCUUGGAUCGAGGUGAAGAUAUCAAGGGUAUCAUGCAGAGUCUAGAGACGACAGCCUUACAGUCUACAGUCUGUGGGAUCUAUCUUUGGCUCGCUCCCAUCAUCUUCGGGCUAAUCCCGAGCGGGUUGUCUGCGGUCGUGGGCUUUAUCACAACUGAAGUUCAGGGUCGAUUGAAAUCACUAGAGGAUUCGGAAAAAGGAGACCGGGAUGCCAAAGACUUCCUUACCAAGCUGGCAUUGCUUCACAGGCGUGACCAAGAAGCAUACACCUACUGGCACGUGUUUGCCGGUUGUGCACAAAACGUGGCCGCCGGGAGUGAGACAACCUCGAUCACGUUGAACUCAAUCUUCUACUAUCUGAUGAAAGAUCCCCAGAGGGUCCACAAGUUACAGACGGAGAUUGAUGAAGCUGUUCAGUCUGGCCAAGCUUCGGAUCCGAUCACCUUUGCUCAGGCACAGAAGCUGCCUUAUCUUCAGGCUGUGAUCAAGGAAGGCUUAAGGAUGCACCCAGCGACUGGCCCCCCGAUCUGGCGCACCGUUCCUGAAGGAGGUGCUACCAUUGCUGGUGUCGAAUUUCGUGCCGGGGCUAAUGUUGGAAUCAACUCCUGGGUUGCACACCACAACAAGGACGUAUUCGGCGAAGAUGCUGCUCUUUUCCGACCUGAACGAUGGCUCUCCUCGACGUCUUCGCCGGAGCAACUCGCGGCGAUGGAAAAAUACUACAUGCCCUUUGGUCUAGGCUCGCGCACGUGUAUCGGAAAGAACAUCAGCCUCCUUGAGAUCUCAAAGCUUGUGCCGCAUCUGAUCCGCCACUACGAGUUUCGUCUACUCACGCCCACUUGGACCAGCUUCAACAACUGGUUUUGUAAACAGUUCAACAUCGAGGUAACGGUUAGCAGAAGACAGUUGUCGUAA
Messenger RNA from Exophiala viscosa, 981 nucleotides. RefSeq names its product cytochrome P450. NCBI's taxonomy places the organism in Eukaryota, Fungi, Ascomycota, Eurotiomycetes, Chaetothyriales, Herpotrichiellaceae. The coding region runs from base 1 to 981 and encodes 326 amino acids. The record is from RefSeq and is a predicted model, not a curated record. Gene Ontology annotation, molecular function: iron ion binding; monooxygenase activity; oxidoreductase activity, acting on paired donors, with incorporation or reduction of molecular oxygen. The transcript has 3 exons.